AUGGCCUCCCGUGAAGGGAUCAAUCCCUUACGACCAUACUAUAUUCCUCAGUCGGGUCUUUCACCAUCCAGUGCGCCUACCGAAAUCAGCUCUCCCUCGUCGGCCCAGGUAUUCGGAAGCACCGCGCGCGACCUCAUCCCCGACCUCGACUAUGCCGACUAUUUGGACGCCUCGCCCUCCGUGUCUGACUGGGUUCGCGAUGCCUUGCAAUCGUCUCUAAGACGUUAUACCCAUGUGCUGGUCGCGCAGCCAUUUGAUGUCGCUAAAACCAUCUUGCAAGUCUAUGUCGUGCCAGACGUCAUUGAGGAGGUCGUGAACCGGAGCUCGGAGGCCGGGGGACCUGGAAGCAGCUCGUACGAUUCGGGCUCAGAAUCAUCCGAUGAUGAAAGCGUCUUUUUCACUUCUGCCGCGCCAUCAACUCCGACACCAACCACGCCACGCUCUCGCAGGGGUCGGCAUCACAUCACCGAUCGGAGUGGCUAUAUUCGCGCAGAUGCCGCACCACCCACUCCGUCCAAGCAUGCCCUGACCAUUCGGAAUCCAGAGUCAUUGAUGGACGUUCUGUCCCAGCUUUGGACGAACAAUGGACCGAGCUCGCCAUGGAAGUCUUCUAAUGCGACCUUCAUCUACUCGCUACUUCUCCCGACAUUGAAUACUUUCAUUCGCAGCCUUCUCUCUGCAAUCGUGGGCCUACCAGAGGAAGACAUCUCCUCAUCUAUGGUGGCUGAUAUCCUGCACGCCUCCUCGCCGCUCGCCACGCUGCUCAUAUCAUUCGUUUCCUCAUCUCUCUCCGCCAUGAUCCUCUCCCCGAUCGAUACCGCCCGUACUUUCUUAAUGCUCACCCCGGCGACUCACGGCCCUCGAUCCCUCAUCCGCGCCAUCCGACAACUCCCCACCCCUAAUUGCACCAUCCCGCCACACCUCGUUCCAAUCACAAUUCUCCACUCCAGCCUGCCCACCUUCAUCACAACCUCGACCCCACUUAUUCUCAAAUCAUACAUGUCAAUCGACCCAAUCCUGAACCCAUCUCUGUGGAACCUCAUCAGUUUCAUCAGCUCCGGUCUCGAACUCGCCGUGCGAUUCCCCCUCGAGACCGUUCUCCGCCGCGCCCAGAUCGCAACCUACACAUCUCUCAGUCUGCGCCAGAAGUCUUCUGGCGGCAGUAUCAGCGCCGCCUCCAUCGAUGCCUCGGACGUGGAAACCAUUGUCCCUACCCCGCGCACAUACCGCGGUAUCAUCGGCACAAUGUGGCAUAUCGUGAACGAGGAGGGUGUCAGCCCCGAUCUCUCAGAUGCAGAGCGAGCUAAUCUGCUCUUCGCCAAGCCCACCGAACAGGUUCGGGCGAAACGUCGCCAGGGCCAGGGCAUCCAGGGUCUAUAUCGCGGCUGGCGUGUAGGCAUGUGGGGUGUUGCUGGUAUUUGGGGUGCCAACCUUCUCGGCGGAGUCGCUGGCGGCAGCGAGGAGGAAGUCACGCUCCGAGGUGGCCAUGGACGGGACAGUGGCGGACGGUUCUAA
This is a messenger RNA of Penicillium manginii, 1515 nucleotides long. RefSeq names its product mitofusin complex protein UGO1. NCBI's taxonomy places the organism in Eukaryota, Fungi, Ascomycota, Eurotiomycetes, Eurotiales, Aspergillaceae. The record is from RefSeq and is a predicted model, not a curated record. Bases 1 to 1515 code for a protein of 504 amino acids. The transcript is spliced from 2 exons.